Molecule: messenger RNA, 3960 nt
Organism: Rhodotorula toruloides NP11
Lineage: Eukaryota; Fungi; Basidiomycota; Microbotryomycetes; Sporidiobolales; Sporidiobolaceae
Exons: 7
Coding region: 1-3960 (1319 amino acids)
Source: RefSeq, a predicted model, not a curated record
AUGUCCAGCAGAGCCGACACCUCGCCAUUCAAGCGCCGCCCCGCCCUCUCACGCACCUACGGCUCCUCCUCGCGGCGCUCAUCCAACCCUCCGGCACGCACGGCAAAACACGGGGGAGGCGUGAAGGGCUUGCUGGAUGAUUUGAGUAGUGAUGAGGAAGUGCAGGUUCGACUUACGGGGCGGGGGAAGGAGGAGGGAGGAGAGGAGGUGGAGGGGGAGGUGGGGAAGGAGAGGGUAGGAGGGGAGGUGGGCUCGACUGGGGGACAGCGUGGUGCGAAGGGAGUAGGAAAGAGCGGGAACGAGCAGGCCAAGCGUCCCCCGGCGGUGCGGAUGACGAGGUCUUCGCUUGCCCAAACCACGGCGAACGAGGAGGAGGGCUCGUCCGCGACAGAUGGGACGGUCUGGGACGAGCAGGAGGUUGCGAAGACUCGUCCGAGUGUGGGCGGGACGAAGAGGCGCUCGGGUGGCCGGGCGAACGGGGCCAGCGUCCCUCCUCCUCCCCUCGAAUCUUCGACCACUCAGCCCGCGACAAGGUCGCCUUCGAAGCAGCCUGCACGGCCUCCUACGCCUUCUCGACGCUCUUCAUCACGCCUCUCGACCUCGAUCCCAACGACGACGGCGGCAGCGGCGGAUGAGGGGACUGCUUCCCCUCCACCGCGAAAACGUCCUCGCACAUCUGCUCCCGCUCUCGCGCAGCCUACGACAACAUCGAGACCCAAAGAGAAUGAAGAAGAAGUGGACGACAUCCCCGAACCGUUCGACUAUGUCCCGCUUGCGGAACGAUUGAAGAAGGAGGUGGGGGAGAAGAAGGCGAGGAAGCCGGCGCUUCCUGCGACUAAGGCGGCGGCGGCGGUGCAGCGACCGCCACCGAGGACGACGAAAUCUGGACGAGCAGUGAAGAUGGAGGAUGUCGCGACUGUUGCGGACGCGCCGGCUCCUUCUCCCGCAGCGAAAGUCUCCGUCCCCUCUCCCGCCCGUCCACCUGCUCGUCCUCGCACACCUCUCGCACCAUCCAUCUCCCGCUCUUCCGCUACCGCUCCCGCACCAAAACCCACUCCACCUCCUCGCCCCGCCAGUCCAGCGAAAGACCUCUCGGCGCUCUUCUCCCGCUUCGCACCGCCUACCGCUUCCAGCGCCGCUGAAAAUGGGCAGAGUCCGCAGAGGAUGGGGUUGAAUAGGACGCAGAGCUUGGGAGGAGUUGUCGGGAGCUUGAAGGCUGGGCAUGGGCAACGGAGGGUCGCGGUGGAGGAUGCGCUGGAGGAGGAGGUUGCGGUUGCGGGCGGAUCAGUCCCGCCCUCACCGUCUCGAACGAAGCUCGACCGCUCGUACUCGCAGCCCAACCUCCCUUCCUCCCCGCUCGGCUCACCAACUCGCUCGCCUUCUCGCCCGCCAGUCUCGGCCUCGCAGUCCUUCCCGCACUUUGGUAGCCCCUCAGCACGCGAGGCGAGUCCCUCGCCGCUCAGCCGCCCCGCUUCGCCUGCACGCCUCAACUCCAAGUCCAACAACGUCUUUGGCGCCGGACCCGCUCUCGGUAGCGCUUAUCGACCCGUCUCGUUUGCGCCUCCUUCAGCUGCUGCAUUCGGCUUGCUAGGCUCGGCGCCUGGAGGAGGAGGAGCGGGUCCGACUCGCACAUACGCUGGCGGUGCGCGCUCAUUCCGCAAGGACACGGCGGAAGAAGAUCUGCUUUCCCCGCCUUCGAAAUCGACGCUCUCGCGUCUUGCAACGGGCGCGUCCGCCUCUUCCUCCUCGCCCUCGUCUUCCGCAAUCGCAGGUCUCCCACCCUCCCUCUCCCGGCGCAACCCCCGCGGCCCACCACCUCAACGCGAAACCUAUGCCUCUCUCCGCGUCUUGUGGGGGAUCGACGCCGAAGAGACACUCGAAGACGAAGAAUCGCAUGACUCGCAGGACCGCGGGGCGAAGGUUGUUGGGACUGGGUUGUUGAGGAAGCAGGGGGAGGGGAAGAGGUGGAUGGAUGAAUUGGGGUGGGUGAUGGAGGGGUUGAGGGAGGGCGGAGAGGGGGAUAAGGGCGCGGCGAGGGCGAGCGCGCUCGACCUCCUCCAGAAGGCCCUGGACCGCGAGUGGCUCCGCCGCCUCAAGUCCUCCGGCCAAGCCGAAUCCGUCUACCUCGCAUUCCGCCUCUCCUCCGCCGGCUCCUCGACAAGCGACCGCGUCCUCGACAUCGCUUUCGCCGUCCUCCUCGCGCUUCUCGUCCGCGACCAACGAAUGGUCGAACCGCUUUUCAGGCUCAGUCCGACUGACGUCGAGCGCGAGAAGCAGAAGCGUGGUCGGGGGUCGCACGAGUCGAUGUCGCAGGGCUCGUCGCUCAAGCGAAGUGUGUCGAUGUCGGCAGCGAGCGAGCAGAGGACAUUGGCGGCGGAGGGAUCAUUCGUCUCCUCGUCGUCGUACUCGUCUUCGCCGCGGAAAGCGGAGGCCGAGACGGACGAGCGAAGCGAUUUGCUCGAGGUGCUGAGGGAGUUGAGCGAGAAGGACUGGGCGCGCGAGGAGAUCGGUAGCGCGCAGGAUGGCGGGACGGUGGGCUUGCUCGGGAAGAAGGCGAAGGUACUCAAGGGCGAUGCGCGACACCUGCAAUCCCUCCGCGACGUCCUCGACUCAUCCGCUAUCUUCUCCGAAUCCUCGCUUCCUCCGACCCUGCAAAGCCUCAUCCUCCUCACCAUCCGCUCAAUUUCGUUUUUCUCGCCUCGCACCAUCUUCCAGCCGCAACACAUGAUGUGCGUCUCGGGCGUAUUCGAGCGAGUUGCAAGGAUGUUCCUCGAGGAGUCGAAGGCGCUGUCCGCGCGGCUGAGCAAGUACGAGCAAGGAUUGGAUCUCCUUCCAUCGCCAGACGCAGCCGCUUCACCCAUUACCUUCUCACUCCCGACUCUCGCACUCGCCUUGUCGAUCUUCGAGGCAACACCUCUCGCCGCUCCACUCGCCUUCCACAUCAUCUCUACGGACGACUUUCUCUCGCCUCUCGCUGAAGCGUUCCGCCAUCUCAUCCUCGUCUCGUUCCUGCUCGCCUUCGACUCGUCGUCGGCAGCCAGCGUUCUCGGCAGCAGGAAGCUCGCUACGAACACACUGUCGGCGGUACUGGGCAUUCUGUUCGGCUUGACGACCGAGCCUAGCUGGGCUUCGGCGCUCGUCGGCGAAAACAGCGAGGUUCUCGUCACCCUCGUUCGCAUCGCGCUCGCCUGCCGACGUUCAGCCGCCGACUUUGCACGAGCAGAUGCGUCGGCACAAUCUGAUGUCAAGCGCUUGCCGGCGCCGAAGCCGGAGGCGUACGAGUCGUCAGACCCGCCCAGCUCUGGCGUGAGCUCGUCAGGCGUCUCGGCGGCGGAGUCGGCGACCCGCAAUCGCAUUGCGACCCAACGCCAACUUGUGUGGGACAUUUUUUCGCUCUCGCUGGGCGUCCUGGCGAAUCUCGCCGAGUCGGCCGACGGUGUCGUGAAGGAGGCGUUGCGGACUUUGGUCCUCAACCCGUCCUGUCAAGGUAAGCGUAGGUGCGCACAACGCUGCCAAUGCGCCGAGACGUCGCAGCAAUCGCUCCUCGAGAUCCUGUCGCACCUCGCGCUCGACCCGCUCGAUGACGCGCCGAACACCGUCCACCAAACCUCGGUUACCGGUUUUCUCCGUCUCCUCCUGGGUCUCGCCAUCCUCGACGAUCCGCACAACGAGACGCUUCUCCUCGACACGAUCGGAACCUCGAAGGCGACGCUCAACGGCAUCCUCGACGCUCUCGACGAGCUCGCCAAGCUGCAUGAUGAACAGAACGAGGUCCGAGGUUUGCUGGAGGGCCCGGAGGAGAUGCAAGAAGACGAGGCAGGCGACUCGCAGCGGACAGAGGUCGUUGAAGAUACGCAGGUCGAGGAAGACGAGCAGUUGGAGGUCUUGCCGGCUCAGAGUCGAGAGGCGUCGAAACGGAUGCGGGAGCUUGUCGAGCGGCUGAGGCGGCGAACGAGGUAG